UGAAUUUUAAAAUGCAAAGCAAAUUUUUGUAAUCAAUUACAUAACAAUAUUUAUUAUCAUUAUAAUUGAAAAGAAAAAAAGGUCAACAGUUAGGUUGACUGAAUUCCAAAUUUAAUCGCCGACGGGAGCAGCCUUAUCGAGAAAACCUUAUUGCGGCCCGGAAAUUUCAUUGUAUCAAUGGCAGCCACGGUGGUGACGAUGAGGAUGAGGAUGAUACCGACGGUACGCGCCAUGGCUUCAUCUUCGCCUGAAUCACUCUUCGUCAAGAAAACCAUCGCCUCCCACCAGACCGUCAUCUUCUCCAAAUCCUAUUGCCCGUAUUGUGAAACGGCAAAAACUGUUUUCAAGGAUUUGAACAAAGUUCCUCAUGUUGUUGAGUUGGAUCAAAGGGAUGAUGGGAGUGCCAUUCAAGAUGCUUUAAGUGCACUUGUCGGAAGGCACACUGUACCUCAAGUGUUUAUAGAUGGAAAACACAUAGGUGGAUCAGAUGAUACCGUUGAAGCAUAUGAGAGCGGAGAAUUGGGUAAACUCCUGGGUAUUGAGGAAUAGGAUAAAGUGAUUCAUCUCUUCAAUUCUAAGCAGAUAUCUUUGCACAUACAGAUUGUAUUUUUGCUUGAAUCAACUGCUUAUUAAUUAUAUGGGAUAAAUUGACCACUACAUGAUAUUAUUUUGUCUUCAAAAUAGUUGUCCGUUGUUGGUCUGUUGGGUGCGGAUUAACAAAUCUACAUCCUUUUAGGAAUUAUUGAAUAUAAUUUUAAAGUAUUUUUGCAGUUUCUUCGCAUAUAAACUAUUAUCUACGUUGUGACAACAUCUACUUGUAAUUUCUCACUGUAGUUAAAGCUCCAAUCCAACUUUAGGGUCAAACCAUCCUGUACUGUUUGGGUCAAACUCACAUUUAUUAAGGAGCAGAAAUGGGACUCUGUUUGGUUGAUAGCA
Cucumis sativus (cucumber) is the source of this 936-nucleotide messenger RNA. Its product is annotated as glutaredoxin-C4. The transcript is spliced from 4 exons. Gene Ontology annotation, cellular component: cytoplasm. Gene Ontology annotation, biological process: cellular response to oxidative stress. Lineage: Eukaryota; Viridiplantae; Streptophyta; Magnoliopsida; Cucurbitales; Cucurbitaceae. The record is from RefSeq and is a predicted model, not a curated record. Bases 178 to 549 code for a protein of 123 amino acids. Gene Ontology annotation, molecular function: glutathione disulfide oxidoreductase activity.